Molecule: messenger RNA, 570 nt
Organism: Diatraea saccharalis (sugarcane borer)
Lineage: Eukaryota; Metazoa; Arthropoda; Insecta; Lepidoptera; Crambidae
Source: the annotation of a GenBank genome assembly
AUGUUUCAGAUGAAAUUGUUUGUCCUAUUAUCGGUGUUGUCGGUGGCGGCUCUGGUAGCGGCGCAGCCCGCUGAAUUGGACGAGUCUUCUUACGUAGAAGACCAGGAUGUCUCGCUCAUUCCCCUCGAGCGAUCCAAUAGACUCCUAGUCAGGAGACAGUUUAUCGCGUCAGCAGCUGCUAACACAAUCCGCACAGUAAAUUAUACGUGGCGUGGCGCCGCCGGCACUAGGAUCAGCAGCUGGAGCGUAAGCCGAGUGGGCGCCGCACAAGGGGCUUCUGUCACGCGGACAGGGGGCGGGGUUGGCAGUAACUUCUUGUCGAUUAGAAUGCAGUCUGCGCGCGGCAGAGGAUUCAAUUACAUGCUCGAAAUCUGGGGCCGUUAAAUAAUUUAGUUAGAAUAUUUAAUUUAAUAUUUUGUGACAUUAAUUAUAUAAGUAAUUUUUAUUACGACUUAUUAAUAAAAAUAAUACAUCAUAUAUUACUGUUUUUUUUUCUUAAUAUUAUAUAUAGCUUAUUUAUUUUAAAAGCAAUGUAUUGUAAAUGAACGCACUUUUAAUAAAAAAUUACUU